CCUGAGCCACAACAAACCCCCCAUUCCCAAUCCCAACACAGUGAUGACAAGAUCUACAUCUCACCCUCCUCCCCCUCGGACCCCCUCGACCCCCGCAACUGGCCUCUCCUUUCCCGAACCAAAAACAUAACCCUCCUCUCCCUUCUCAUCUUCACCCAAGCCUGGGCCGGCGCCGCAGAUUCCAUGGCCAACAGCGUCGUGAGCCGCGAACUGAACAUUAGCAAAACAACCGAAAACCUGUCGACGGCCAUGUACCUGUUUGGAAUUGGCACGGGCGCGCUGGUUGCUGGUCCUGUAUCCGAAACAACGGGGCGGAAUCCGGUGUAUCUGGUUUCGACGUUUGGGUAUCUUCUUUGUGUGCUCGGUGUGGCGAUGGUGGAGGGGUUUGCGGGGAGGGUGGUGUGCAGGUUUUUUGUUGGGGUGUGUGCCAGUGCAACGUUGAGUGUGAAUGGCAGUAGCGUGAGGGAUCAGUUUAGGAGUGUCAAGAGGGCGUUUGUGUUUCCGGUGGUGGCGUGGGCGAAUGUUGCUGCCCCAGUCAUUGCCCCUAUCGCGGGGGGCUGGAUUGUUGACAACCCCCGACUCGGGUGGCGUUGGACAGAGUGGAUCACGCUCAUCAUAUCGGGUUUUGCAUUCCUCCUGGCGCUGCUGUUCCUCCCGGAGACUUAUCUCCCGCUUUUGCUGGACUGGAAAGCCGCCGGCCUACGCCGUGCCACCGGCGACCCGCGCUAUGUCUCGAAGCACGCUGAGUCGGCCACGCUCAUCGACCGGUUGAGAGCGGGAAUCACGCUGCCCGUCAAGUUCUUCGUGACCGAGCCCGUCGUCGCCGUUCUCGGCAUAUACUUAGUACUGCUCUACGUCCUGUUGUUCACCUUCCUCUCCGGCUUCGAUUACAUCUUCAAAGAGACAUACGGCCUGUCCACUGCGCAGACCGGCUCGUGCUUUGGCGCCAUCGCGGCCGGGUCUACGGCAUUCACCCUGUUUGCUCCGGGGCUGUACAGCUGGGCCAGGCGCAAAACGGAACAUGUCAGGGGCGCCAAGGUGACCCCCGAGUUCCGGCUCUGGCCGUCCAUUGUGGCAGGCCCGCUGCUUCCCGUGUCGCUUUUCUGGCUGGGAUGGGGCAACUACCAUAACAUCUCCAUCUGGUGCAGUCUCGGGGCGUGCUUCCUGUUUGGCGCCGUCCUGAUUGCCAUAUACGUCAGCAGUUACGAGUACAUUAUCGAUAGCUAUGGCGACCAUUCUGCUACGGCCCUGUCGAGCAUCACCAUGCUGCGGUACAUCAUCGCUGGGGGGAUGGUGACGGCGGCGAGGCCGCUCUACAUGGGGAUUGGUGUCCAUUGGACUCUGACGCUGCUCGGUUGCAUCGCCGUCGUGCUCGCCCCUGCUCCGUUGGUGUUUUGGAGAUUGGGGCCGAAUUUGAGAAAAAGAAGUCCGUACGCCGAGAGUCCAGAGGACAAAUCGUGA
This is a messenger RNA of Canariomyces notabilis, 1461 nucleotides long. RefSeq names its product MFS general substrate transporter. Gene Ontology annotation, cellular component: plasma membrane. Bases 184 to 1461 code for a protein of 425 amino acids. Lineage: Eukaryota; Fungi; Ascomycota; Sordariomycetes; Sordariales; Chaetomiaceae. The record is from RefSeq and is a predicted model, not a curated record. Gene Ontology annotation, biological process: transmembrane transport. Gene Ontology annotation, molecular function: transmembrane transporter activity. The transcript is spliced from 2 exons.